UUAGGAUUCGCUAGGAACCUUUUAUUAGUGGAAAGCACUUUGCACUGACAGCCUUAAUUUGGACUUGGGGUGCUCUGAAAAGCCCAGAAGGGAGGAAGUCUGGUUCCUUUGGGCUCUUCUAGUAAUAGCAACUCGUCGUUUCUAUGGGCUUGCCACCAGGUGGGGUGGUAAUUCCAUUUGCUUUUAGGUGAGAGGCAGCUGAAUGGCUGGGACUGCACGUGGUGGUGGGAAGCACACAGAGAUCUAAGCAAAGAGGUGCUCUGGAACACAGUGCAGGCAGCUUGGAUGGAGUGUUUUGCAGAAGGAAGUAAAUCUGAGAUGGUGUGUUUUCAUUCCAAAGCAGCUCUUGUGUCUGCUGUUGUAUUUCGGUUUGUUCUAACAGCUGUUGUAUUUUGGCCCAAUCAACUUGAGUUUAUAGCAGGUUGGCACUGGGAAGCUGCAGAUUCACACCUGAGGGAUCUACCAUAGGAGCACUGCAGGUUUUGAUCUGCUUAUGAAGCAGAUGUGGGUGUCAAUGAAAAGGUAACGUGCCUUCUGUGUUGGCUUCAGAACUCCUCAUCUCUGCACCAAGGCUUAGCUGUUAUUCCUUAUAACUACACUGGGUGCAAUGCAGAUAAUCCUGGCUUUUUGUGUAUUGUUGUAAUCAGGGAAUAUGGGAUUACUGUGAGUAAAAGGCAGAUUGUGCAAGUGGAGAUGAGGGGUGUAGUAACAAGUUUCUUGCCUGACUUUUCAGCUUCCUUUCCAGCUUUAUGCACAGUUCAUACAGCAUUUACAAAUGGCUUUUGGCUUGCUGCAUGGCUCCUUUAUUUGCUUGAGAUCCCUCCUCAUGCAGAACUGAUGGUGUACUCUGAGUUACUCCAAUUAAUGUGGAAUGGUGCACUUUUGAGCAACUUAUUCCUAUUAUCUUUUUUUGCAGACAGAGGUUCCACGCUCUUCUAGGUGCUCAGAUGCUUUGGAACUGUUGCAGCUGGGAUAUAAGCACAGCAAGUUGAUGGAAACUCGUUCAGGAAAGAAAUGCUUAUUUGCUGAGGUAGAGCAAGAGCUGAGGAGGGCUUUGCCAGUUUUCAGCCUGGGAAAGGAGCAGCGUGGACACAUCAGUGAUCAACGUUUGGAGGUACCUGAAAUCCUGCCAGGUGUGACACCAUUUCUGCAUCCUAACAGCUGCCAUCAGGACUCACUGCUCAUCGUCUCAUUAAAGUGAAGGCAAACCCAGCUAAAGAGGGAGAGAAACCUAAACUCAGGAAAACUUUAUCUGCUCCUCAUGGACCGAGGUACACCCUCAGCUUCUUUAUUUAUCCCUGGUUUAACUGUGUGACCGGUGAGGAUCUGACUCUGUCCCUAGAAGGCUGAGCACUUGGCAGGGAUGCUCUCAUCCUCUGCAGAAGAGUGGUGACUGUGGCAGCUCCCUGCCAGGACAGGAUGAGGACUUGUCAUAGGUGCCCUUCGAAGGAGGAUGGAUGGGACCUCGUUGUUCCUGCUUUGCAAUGAACACAGCACCUUAAAUGACAGAAAGUGAAGCCUUUUCCUGAAGAGGAGCAACCAAACAGCCCCCUCCUAAUGAGUUUGUGUCUGCAGCUCCGACCUGAGCAACUCUUGCCCUGAGCAAUCUGACUUCUCUGGGUUUCAUAGCUAAAGAGAAGUCUGUGUCUGUACCUCUUAUUGGUGGUGAAGGUUUUUGUGCUUGGAGAGUGCCCUUCCUGACUUGGCCCCUCCCUUUGCAAAAUGAAGGGCUGCACCUGGGUGUUUGUGGCCACUUUGCUUUGCCACCAGUUCUGCUUCUUCAGAGUCACGGCAGCAAAGAAAGAGAGAAAGAUGAAGAAAGAACCCAAUCAGUACACGGAGCCUUUCAAUGCCACCCUAUCCAACAGCGAGGAGCUGCACGGGCAUCCCAAGAUCCUCGAAUCUCCAGACCCUCGAAUCACAGACCCACGGCGGACCUGGAUCUCCUUUGUCCACCGCCCAGAUGAUGGCAACACCUCUAAAAGGAAAUGCAAAGGCAAAGACAAGAAAUUACGUGGUCUUGUUGGGCCUCCAGGGCCUCCAGGUCCCCAGGGUCCCCCAGGAGCACCUGGUGCUGAAGUCACCCGCGAAGUCCUGUUGCAGGAGUUUAAGGAGAUAUUAAAAGAAGCCAUUGAGCGUCGGGCAUCCUUGGCAAUUUCAGCACAUCCCAGCCAGCUGCCUCCACUCCUGCUCUCCUUGGAGGAAGUUUCACCCUACAGACGCGUAGAGGAGGCGUUCCACUGCAAGCUAAAAGGACAAGUCGUCGUAGAUAAAAAGACCCUGGUAGAACUUCAGAACUUCCAGUCGCCUUUGGCCAAAGGAGCUUUUCUCCGGGGGACGGGGUUAAACCUGGCAACGGGGCGUUUCACAGCACCCGUGUCUGGCAUCUACCAGUUCUCAGCCAACGUCCACAUUGAUCACAGUGAGUUGAAGAGCAAAGUCCAGCUCCGAGCCAGAGAUAACGUCCGAGUGUUGAUCUGCAUUGAAUCUCUGUGCCACCGAUACACGUCUUUGGAAGUCAUUGCUGGUUUGGAAAGUAACAGCAAGAUCUUCACUGUCUACGUGCAUGGCUUGCUGCAGCUGCAGGCUGGCCAGUACACCUCCAUCUUUGUGGACAACAGUGCUGGAGCUCCCAUCACCAUUCAGAAUGGAUCCGAUUUCAUGGGCGUGUUAAUGGGCGCGUAGCAUCAUCUGCAGCACUGCAGCAGGGAAGAACACGAGUUACAGCCUUACAACAUAUACCUGACUGAAGAAACCUUUACUUUGACUCUUGAAGACCGCUUCACGUAACUGUUGGCAUCUUUUUAAACAAGCAAAGAGCCUUUCCUUUUGCAGAUACUUCAGCUUUGCUUUCAGAGGCUGCUGCUUCUCGAGGUCCGCACCAGUUCAUUCACCUUAAAGAGAAAAGAAUACACUUAUAACUCAGAAACAAACUCUGUAAUAUUUAACAUGUGCUUCACCAAGAUGCUCACACCGAGAUUUGGCGUUCGUUGUAACUUUAUUUCACAUGAUUACACUUGUAAUCAGCACGUCUUCGGGACUGAUUGCGGGGUGUUUAAGUUUGUAAAUGAAGGAUUGAGAGGGGAAGUAAAACAGUGUCUGUGUUCCAUGCGUUGUGGAGGAAGGAGAUGAGAAUUUGUCAGCAAAACUGUUUUUCACACUAUUGUAAAUGGUGUAGGGCCCUCUCUCAUGUUCAGACUGAGAUAUGUUUGACAAGUAGCAUGUUGAAUUCUCAAGCAAUGCCUGUUUGCAAAGAAGGGAAUCCAAGGGUUGAACUGUUAUAUGGUGGUUCCCUAAACCUAAGUAUGUCUCUCUGAUCUUAGUGAUGAAGCCAAAUACCUCGCUGCCUGCGCAGUUUUAUUUUUAUAGGCAUCAGUUCUAGCAAUGAACUCCCUCAGUUAUGUUCUUAUGUUUUAGUAAGAUAUAUUUUGGCUCCGGGCUGCGUCAUACACACACACACACAGCAUCCUCUCAGGUGUCAUGUUGUGGGUGUUGUCAUUUCAUUGGGUUUUUCCCUUCAGCAGACACUUGGCCUUUUAAUGAUGCAACUUAACUAAGGAAGUGGCUGUUCAGCAGUUUCAUAAAUAGAUGGCAGCGGGGCCCCAAGUGGAGUCCAGAUACUCUUGAACAUCUGCAGUGAAUGGAAGAUACCUUCAUACAAUGAGAACCAACACCGCUAGGGACAGCAGAAGGUGUGCAAACAUGAGACAGCAGUUCACCACAGUAGUGAUUGUUGGGGCUUCACAAAGCAUGUAACUCACAUGAAGAUCAUUAAACCCUACCAACAAGGAUUGGGCUGUUUACAUUGGGUUUUGGUGGAGUAGGUGUAGUCAGGGCACAUGGCCUAUAUCCCAGUCUGUAUUAUUAUACUGUACUUUCUAAUGCGUGAAUAUCUGUAAUAAAUUGGGCUAUUCUGUGCACGACUUGCAGCAACAGAA
Messenger RNA from Coturnix japonica (Japanese quail), 3938 nucleotides. RefSeq names its product C1q and TNF related 12 (gene C1QTNF12). Gene Ontology annotation, molecular function: hormone activity. Gene Ontology annotation, biological process: positive regulation of D-glucose import across plasma membrane; positive regulation of insulin receptor signaling pathway; negative regulation of gluconeogenesis. The record is from RefSeq and is a predicted model, not a curated record. Lineage: Eukaryota; Metazoa; Chordata; Aves; Galliformes; Phasianidae.